CUCGACGUCGCGGCGAAUCGCGGGGGAUCUGCGAUGGCGCGCGCGGUCGCGCGCGCGAUCGCGCCCGCGCGGUCGACCGCGCGCGACGACGGCGCGCGCGCGACGACGGCGCGCGUCGCCGCGACGCGUCGUCGCGCGUCGCGCGCGCGGGGCGCGGUCGAACGCGCGGUGAUUGCGGACCGCGCGACGACGACGACGACGACGACGACGACGACGCGCGCGCGCGGGACGACGCGGACGCGCGCGAUGCCGCACGCGGGCGACGCGGUGUGGUGGGCGGAGCAGGCGGCGACGUGCGGGGCGAUCCUGUGCGCGUACGCGCGGAUGACGAGUGACGGGGACGACGCGGACGAGGCGUGCCCGAAGUGCGAGGGGAGCGGACGAACGGCGUGCUCGUGCACGCGAUGGAGCGGCGACGGCGAGGGAUGCGGGUCGUGUGGAUACACGGGAGUGACGGCGUGUCCGGCGUGCAGGGGCGGAGGGCGCGCGGUGCGAGUGACGGUGAAGAUCGAGGCGCCGAGCGAGACGAGCGAGGGGGGAUUCGAACGGGAUAGGUCGAACGCGACGGGGAGUAGGGCGACGACGACGACGACGACGACGCGCGCGCGCGCGCUGCGAUGCGUCGCGGUGGAGGGUGGGACAGAUUACAGCGUGUCCACGACGCCCGCGAUCGUGGAUUCGACGGAAUCGAAGGGACCGUCGGGCGGACGCGACGAGGACGGCCCGAGCUCGAGCAAGGACGACGAUUUUUACGCGCAGUCUGGGGAGGCGAUUCGAGUCCUUCGCGAGGACUACCCGUAUUUGUUGACCAAAGAGCCUCGAUGGACGAUCUACAGGGACGAUAUCGGGCUGUUGGACGAGACGAUGACGUUCGCGGGGCCGGGAAGAGAGGGACGAAACGGCGUCAUGGCGACGAACAUGUCCGAGUACAAACGAGUGUUCAAGAUCAUUCGUAUCAUCGCCGCCGUGUUGUUUUCGCAGAGCACGAUGGAGGUGUCUCGCAUUUGGUCCCCUUUGGGUUCGUCGGGCCUUCGAACGAUCCGCGUGCGCUGGAGCGUUCGCGGCAAGGUGAGACUCGUCGGCUCCAUCGGCGCCGACGAGGCGAGGUUCGACGGAAUCUCCGAGUACAAGCUCGAUUCCAAGGGCUUCAUCUACGAGCAUAAAAUCACCGAUCUCGAUUGGGACGUCGCGCAGCUUCGAGAACGCGCGGUGCAGAUGAUGCGCGCGGCGCAGGGCGUGCAGCAGCCCAUCGGAAGCGGAGACUGGUGAUUGCGCGACUCGAGCGGCGCUCGAAAGUUGUCUUUUGUUGUACGCAUUGAAAUGUAAUUUCAAACUCAAUCUAAUGCACCA
Messenger RNA from Ostreococcus lucimarinus CCE9901, 1350 nucleotides. RefSeq lists its product with no specific name. The coding region runs from base 247 to 1269 and encodes 340 amino acids. Lineage: Eukaryota; Viridiplantae; Chlorophyta; Mamiellophyceae; Mamiellales; Bathycoccaceae. The transcript has a single exon. The record is from RefSeq and is a predicted model, not a curated record.